Molecule: messenger RNA, 4599 nt
Organism: Closterium sp. Yama58-4
Lineage: Eukaryota; Viridiplantae; Streptophyta; Zygnematophyceae; Desmidiales; Closteriaceae
Source: the annotation of a GenBank genome assembly
AUGGCCGUUGUCGUGAGCAGCGAUCCCACAGCGAUCGCUUCUAGAACAUUGCAUUACAAUGCCUUCCUCGCCAGUCACAGCGUGUCGCGUCAGGAAGUGCGUUUUCCACCGCGCGGCAGUAGAGCAUUUUGCGGUAAAUCCGCAAAUGUUUUAGCGGCGACAGCUCGAGCCGUGCACAGCCCUUGCAGCCAGCCCCACGCCCACCAGCCCAACCUCUCUUCCGCAUCCAGCCCGUCCCGUCCCGACCGAUGGCUGAUCGGCAGCUCACAAUCCGCCGCCGAGUCGCCGUUCGUGGAGGUGAGGGACGCGCGGCCGUGGGACUGGCGGAUCGCCGAGAGCGGCGGCAGCGGAGGAGCGCCACGCCGCGAGGAGGAGCCGUCGUCCGACGAGUGCCGAUCUCGAGCGCUGCCCGGAGUGGACGGCGCGCUGCAGCUGCUCGCUGACGCUGACGCAGCGAUGAUGUCAGACGUAUCAGGCAUAAACCCUGAGCCCUGCUCCGCUGUAGAUUCCGAGCGCACGGCGGAAGGGGAAUCGAGCUGGAGCGAGCGACGCAGCUUGGUUGCAGAGGCCGUUGACGACGACGCGGACGACAUUCCCGAGGUGGACAUCGCGGAUCGCCUGCCCGAGCUGCGCGAAAUGCUGGAGCUGCUGCGGGCCAAGGCGCAGCAGAAGGGGCGGGCGCAAGCGGAUGGCGGGGCGCGGGGCGAGGGCCCUGGGAAUGUUUUUCUGGUUGGCACCGGGCCUGGCGACCCCGACCUGCUCACUCGUCAGUUCCCCAACCGCCCUUUCCUUUUCCACCUUCUCCUCCCACUCCCAUCCCCUCUCCCUCCUUCAACCCCGCUUCCCUACCCUACCCCCCUCCUCUACCCCCCGCUUCGAUCGCGCUGCUCUCAUGCUGCCCUACUAAAGGCGGUGCGCGCGCUGCAGUCCGCGGACCUCGUGCUCUACGACCGCCUGGUCUCCCCCGCCAUCCUGCGCCUGGCCGCGCCGUCCGCGCGGCUGCUGUACGUGGGGAAGGCGGCGGGGUACCACACGCGCACGCAGGCGGAGAUCCUGCACCUGCUGCUCGCCUUCGCGGAGGUGGGCGCGGUGGUGGUGCGCCUCAAGGGCGGCGACCCGCUGGUGUUCGGGCGGGGCGGCGAGGAGAUGGAGCACCUGCAGGCGCACGGCAUCCGCGUGCACAUCGUGCCCGGCAUCACCGCCGCCUCUGGCAUCGCUGCUGACCUGGGCGUGCCUCUCACCCACCGCGGCGUUGCCAACAGUGUGCGGUUCCUAACGGGGCACAAGCGAAAGGGAGGUGGCGACCCGCUGUACGCGGCCAGCACAGUGGCGGACCCCGACGCCACCCUCGUGGUCUACAUGGGCCUCGCCACGCUGCCCGGCCUUGCCGCCCGCCUGCUGGCCAAUGGGCUGCCGGCUGACACUCCUUCUGUGGCUGUGGAGCGAGGCACCACCACUGCUCAGCGCACUGUGUUUGCCACGCUGGAGGAUCUGCCAGCAGCCGUGUCAGCGGCCCAACUCGUCUCACCCACACUCAUUAUCAUUGGCCAGCAAACCGACGAGCGAGCGGCCAUGGAGGCGGCGAUGGAUCUGGCCGGUGCGACGGUAUCAACGGUCGUCAAGGCAGCAAAAGCGGUGAAGGCGAGAUUCGAAGCCAAGGACGAGGUGGUGUGGCUGGGCUUUGACUGGCUGCACAUGAGCCGCUCGUCGUGGCGCCACGUGCUGCUCGUCGCCUACUCAACCGGCUUCCACGUGUGGGACCUGCCCGCCGCCUCCCCACCCCGCACCCCCGCUACCACCAGCAGCGCCGAUGUUAAAGGGGACAGCCGCAGCAGCAACAGCAGCGGUGUUAGUGCGACUGUGCCGGCACCCUCGCAGCUGGUGUCGUGGCGUGGCGAGCGUGUGUCCAUGCUAGGGGUGGGGAGAGAAGUGAGUGGCAGCGGUGGUUCUGACUGGGAGGGAGUGCAGCAGGGGAGUGGUGAGGGCGCACAGGGGGGCGAGCAGGGUUGGGAGCCAAAGCAGGAGCGGGGAGAUGCGUCAGAGGGGGAGCAGCAGUGCGCGGGAAGGAUGACAGAACAGGCAGCUGGGCAGGAGGUGGAGGGUGGUGCAGGACGGUGUGGGAGGUGCAAUGGCGCGGCGCACACAAGGAGAAGCAUAACGGGGAGCGCUGCAGGCACUGGCAGUAUAAAUCCGCGGGUUACAAGAGUGGCGCUGUACUCGCUGCGGCAGCAUGCCAUAGUGGGCAGCUUGGAGUUGGAGGGGCCGGUGGUGGGUGUGAGGGCGAGUGGCAGGGCGAUAGUGGUGGUGCAGAGGGAGCAGCUCUUCUGUUACAGCCCCACCGCCCUCACCCCCACCUUCUCCCUCCUCACGCACCCCAUCCCUCACGCCCUCCUCCCGCCAUCUUUCGCCGAUUACCCCUCACCUGAGCACUCCAAAAACCUUUCCACAUUGGGAUCUUCACACCCCUCCGUGUCCGCCUCGACUUCAGUCUCCUUCAAUCUUCCACCCGCCUCCAUUCCGCUUGCCCUGGGGCCUCGCUGGCUGGCCUAUGCUGCCCCACACACUCCCUCCUCGCCACCACGCUCCCCCACCCUCCUCCACUCCACGCUCUCCCCCCUUCGCCCUGCACCAGUGCUCGCCCCCUCUCACCCGCACAUCAUGGUGCAUGACCUUGUCUCCCGCCAGCCAAUUGCGUGCUUCCCCGCUCUCGAAACAUGGCCUCUCGCGGUGUUGCAGUUCGACCCGCUAGGCAUGCUGCUGGCGGCCGCCUCCCUGCACGGCACCACGGUGGGUGUGUGGCGCAUAGACGGCCGCCCCAGGGGGUGGCAGCAGCAGCAACGACUGCAGCAGUGGGGGGAUGGAUCGAUGGCAGGGGAAGGGGGAGCAGUGCUACUGUACCGGCUGCAGCGUGGGCUCACAAACUCGUCUAGAGCAGACAUGGAUGCUUUGGCUAUCCGCAGCUCGCUGGUCGCGGCUCCUCAUCUAGCACAGAGCCGCGCCGCCCUUCCCGUGCGGAGGACAGUCAGACUGGUCGCCCCAUCGUCGCUUCCGCGCAUUGCUCGCCGUCAGGCGGUGCGCUGCUCCGCGUCACUAUCAGCGGCCGAUCUCGAACGGCUUGGACCCAAUGGAUACGGCAACGUCGUGGAAAUUACGAGCCGAGAGGAGUUCUACGAUCAAGUUGCCAAGGCUGGCGAUAAGCUGGUGGUGCUGGACAUUUCGACGCGGACGUGCGGGCCGUGCAAGUUCAUCUUCCCCAAGGUGGUGGAGCUCAGCCUCGAGCACCCCAACGCCGUCUUCCUCAAGAUCAAUGGCGACCACGACGACGGCACCAAGGCACUGAUGCGCGAGUGGGGCGUGCGGGCGGUGCCCAACUUCCGUUUCUUCCGCGGGGGCGAGCUGGUGCACAGCCACACGGGUGCCAAGGCGCCGUCCGGGCCGCGGCACCCGCUGGAGGUGAACACGCUGAAGCACGGCGACGCCGUCACGGGCCUCUGCUUCUCGCACGAUGGCUCCGCGCUCGCCACUGCGUGUGGCGAUGGAGUGGUGCGAGUGUACACCAUUGACGACGUCACAGCCAAGAGCAUCAAGUUCCGGCGGAUAAACACGUGGCCGGGGGUGCAUCCAGUGGGCGUGGCGUUCGGCAUGUCGCCCAUGGAGGUGGCCGUGUCGGGCACCAGCCCCUACGGCAGCUGCAUGCGCUUCUACGGCCCCGCCACAGGGAGGGCGUUGGAGGAGGCGCGCAAGGAGGGCAAGCAGGCGCCAGUGGAGGUGAAGUGGGAGCAGCGGCCGGCACACGGCAACAAGGCCAUCAUCGCCAUCACCUCCGCCAUCUCCUCCCAGGGGUCUGGUGACGGCACUGCUGUCAUUGCCACGUCAUCAGAAGCAACGGACGUGGUGGUGUGGGGGGCGGGGGACGGCAAGGUGGUGGGGGAGGUGGACUCCAACCAGCUGCGCAACACCAUGGUCGCCCUCUCGCCCGAUGGCAGGUUCCUCGCUAUCGCAGCCUUCACAGCAGACGUGAAGAUAUGGGAGCUCGUGUACGGACGGGAUGGAGCCAUUCAAAGUGUGACACGUGUCAUGCAGCUCAAGGGCCACAAGAGUGCGGUGACAUGGCUGGCAUUCACAUGGGACAGCAAGGGCAUGGUCACGGCAUCCAAGGACGGCACCAUCAAGAUGUGGAACAUCGAUGUGCGCUACCACCUGGACGAGGACCCCAAGUGCCGCCGCACCUUCCCCAUCCUGCCGCUGCCCUCCACCACCACACCAGAGGCCGCAGCCGCAGCCGAUGCAGCAGCAGCUGGCCCAGCCGGCAAGAAGGGCAAGAAGCCUGCAGCCCCAGCACUGCCCCUGCUGGACAGAAUAGCCGUCAGCCCAGACGGGCGCCUGCUGGCUGUGGCCGUGGGAGCGGCGCUGCUGUGGUAUGAGCUGGAGGGGGGCAGCAUUGUCACGGCAGACGAGCAGGCUCACAGCGAUGUGAUUACGUGGAUGGCGUGGUCGCCCAAACCAGUCCCCAUUGCUGGGCAAUUGAAGCCAGUGCACAUACUUGCUACAGCAAGUGCAGACAAGAAGCUGAAGCUUUGGAAGGCACCAGAACUAUGA